This is a messenger RNA of Thalassophryne amazonica, 804 nucleotides long. RefSeq names its product myoD family inhibitor domain-containing protein-like. The record is from RefSeq and is a predicted model, not a curated record. The coding region runs from base 168 to 773 and encodes 201 amino acids. The transcript has 4 exons. Lineage: Eukaryota; Metazoa; Chordata; Actinopteri; Batrachoidiformes; Batrachoididae.
ACUCAGCCCGGAGUGUUGGGGGGGGGGGGGUUCUGACCUCUGCCUGGACAAAAGUAGCAAGCUGAAGCAGGUGAACAAAGUCUCAGACAAAUCCAAAGCAGUCAUGUUCUUCAGACGUGUCACCAGGAGUCCAUUUAUCUGCAGACGAGCCGGACCAAACCAACAAUAUGAAUGAAGGCAGCCCAUCUGUUAAAUCACAGGAAAUCCCUUCAGCACGUGAACAAGUCAGCAGAGGAAAUAACAUCCACACUGACCUUGUCACCACUCAGCCUCAGCUUGAUGUUGAUCCUGCCACACAGGCCUCACCAGAGGCUGCAGGACUCACCAAACCCGGCUGCUGUGCCUCGCCGCACCUCACUGUGCUAGAUCUAGCACUGCAGCCCGUCUCCUCCGGUGUGAAACAGCAGCGGCACUCCAGCAUGCCUGUGCCCAGUGGAGUGAUGGGGCGGAGUAAGAGGAGCGGCUUGGUCAGCUCCCACCGCCCUCCUGCUACAACCAGCGAUUUAUGUGUUCACCUGGUGCUGGUGUGUCUGUGGUGUCAGUGCUCCGUCCUCCUCCGAGGCCUGUUGGAGGGCUGCUCCUCCUGUUUAAAUGCCCUCUGCACCUGCUGCUGUAACUGCUGCACCCGCUGCUGUUCUGCCAUCCAGGAUGCGCAUGUGGAGCCUCUCAACUGCCACGCCCACUGUCACUCUGUCAUGUUCGAGUCCUGCUGUGAGCCUACUGAGUGUCUGGAGUUUUGUUUGGAGUGCUGCAAUAUUUGCCAUCAUAGCUAAUGAGGAGCAGAUUCAAUAAGAAGUUGGGUGG